Messenger RNA from Bathycoccus prasinos, 2430 nucleotides. Its product is annotated as DNA replication licensing factor mcm5. The record is from RefSeq and is a predicted model, not a curated record. Gene Ontology annotation, molecular function: single-stranded DNA helicase activity; 3'-5' DNA helicase activity; ATP binding. Gene Ontology annotation, cellular component: nucleus; MCM complex. The transcript has 2 exons. Bases 1 to 2430 code for a protein of 809 amino acids. Gene Ontology annotation, biological process: DNA replication initiation; double-strand break repair via break-induced replication. NCBI's taxonomy places the organism in Eukaryota, Viridiplantae, Chlorophyta, Mamiellophyceae, Mamiellales, Bathycoccaceae.
AUGGACGAAGGCGCGGUGUACCACGUGAACCCGAACGAAGAUUUAGACGAGGACGACGAGUUAGAUACUCGAAACGGCGGUUUUGAUGAGCACGCAACACUCAUAACGCCGUCUCGAGCGAGAAAGAAAUUCGAAGAUUUCCUGAGAAACUUCAGAGGCCAUCCGAACGAAACCUCAAUCGAUGGACAGCUGAUUUACAGAGACGUGCUCUCCGAAGGAAGGGUACCGGGGACGAUCGAUGUCACGCUGGAUGAUAUCAUCGCACACGACGCGGCUUUAGCGAAGGCGUUGAGAGAUCAACCGAACGUGUAUUUUCCAAUCUUGGAAGACGCGGUGAAAAAGGUCGCGCAGAGUUUACGAGGCGGCGCCGGAAGAGGAGGAGGAGGAGGAGACGAGGAAGACGAGGAAGACGAGGAAGAUCGCGAGGACGACGAGGACGACGACGAGGACGACGUUCGUUCUGCCAUCGAGAGCAUUCACGUCACCAUAUCGUCGCACGAAACGCCUCGAUCGGUGAGAGGAUUAAACUCGAAAGACGUUUCGAGGUUAGUGUGCAUUCCGGGGAUUGUCAUCGCGGCUUCGAGGGCGAAAGCGAAAGCCUCCAUCGUUGGCAUUCAGUGUCAAUCGUGUAAACACGUUCGGUAUUUGCAAAUUCCGCCGGGAUAUGCCUCGGCGCAAAUGCCGAGGACGUGCGAGGCUGGACAAAUGAACAAUCAGCAGAGAGGAAACGAGAACGACGACGAGAAUAAUAACAACAACAACGAUAACAACAACAACAGAAGAGGAUGCGGAUUAGAUCCGUACCAAAUGCUUCCGGAUAAGUGUAAGUUCAUCGAUCAGCAAUCGUUAAAGUUGCAAGAAAACCCGGAGGAAGUCCCGGCUGGGGAAAUGCCGAGAACGAUGAUGUUAUGCGUGGACCGAAAGUUGGUGCAAAAGAUUGCGCCCGGGACGCGAGUUUCCGUCGUCGGUGUGUACACCAUCGGUUCCGGGAAAACAGAAAAUAAGAAAAGAGACGCAGCUGGUGGUGGCGUCCAGUUGCCGUACAUUCGCGUUCUGGGAUUAAUCGAAGUCAACGAAGGCGCGCGCGGGAACGCGAAAUUUACCGAAGCCGAACACCAAGAGUUUAAAGCUUUCUCGCAAAGGCCGUUUAAAGAGGUCAUCUUAGACAUUCGCUCGAGAAUCGCGCCGGCGAUUUUCGGGUCCGAGGAUGUUAAAAUGGCCGUCGCGUGUUUGAUGUUUUCGGGAAGUCGCAAACAUUUACCCGACGGCGCUCGUUUAAGAGGCGACGUGAACGUCCUCCUCCUCGGCGAUCCGUCCACGGCGAAAUCGCAAUUUUUGAAAUUCGUAGAACGUACCGCGCCGGUGUGCGUGUACACCUCCGGUAAAGGCUCUUCCGCGGCUGGUUUAACCGCCUCGGUCAUAAGAGACUCGAACGGUGAGUUUUACUUGGAAGGUGGCGCGAUGGUCUUAGCCGACGGCGGGUGCGUCUGUAUCGACGAGUUCGAUAAAAUGCGAGACGAAGAUCGCGUCGCGAUUCACGAAGCCAUGGAACAGCAAACGAUUUCCAUCGCCAAAGCUGGAAUUACCACCAUGUUAAACUCUAGAUCUGCGGUGUUAGCCGCCGCGAAUCCUCCCAGUGGACGAUACGACGACCUGAAAACCGCGCAAGAAAACAUCGAUUUACAAACGACCAUUUUGAGUCGUUUCGAUUUGAUUUUCAUCGUUCGAGACGAACGCUUGUACGAACGAGAUAUGGCCAUCGCCGGUCACGUUUUGAAAAUCCACUCGAACGGUGCAAAUGCGAUGAAUAGAAACGGCGGCAAUAACAGAGGAGGAGGAAAUAACGACGAACCUCACUCGGAAGGGAACAAAGAAGACCCGGCGGCGGAGCGCGAACGAAAAUUUAUGAAAAGGUACAUCGAGUAUUGCAGAGCGAAUUGCAAACCAAGAAUCAACGAGCGAUCGAUGAAAAUGUUGCAAGACGCGUACGUGAAAUACCGAGAAGAAAUGCGAGAGCGAAAUAAAUCAGGCAAAGGCACCCCGGCGGUCCCAAUCACCGUCCGCCAACUCGAAGCCAUAACUCGAGUCUCCGAAGCGUUGGCGAAGAUGUGUUUACAAAAAGUCGUCACUGAAGAACACGUCGCGGAAGCGCUCCGCCUCUUCGAAGUCUCCACCAUCGACGCCGCUCGAUCCGGCGUCGCCGGUACCGUCGUCCUCUCCCCCGAACAGCGCGAGGAGUUACAGCUCGUGGAAACGCAAAUCCGUCAAAAACUCGCCAUCGGCGCCACGACGAGUAAAAGACACUUGGUCGAAGACUUGUCUCGCGUCGGCGUCAACGAGUGGGCGGUCAUGAGAGCGCUCAUGGUCAUGACCCAAAGAGGCGAAAUCGUGGAAAGAGCCGAAGGCAGGAGAGUCACCAGGAAACAUUAA